This is a messenger RNA of Pseudoliparis swirei, 4587 nucleotides long. RefSeq names its product dynein, cytoplasmic 1, light intermediate chain 2 (gene dync1li2). NCBI's taxonomy places the organism in Eukaryota, Metazoa, Chordata, Actinopteri, Perciformes, Liparidae. The record is from RefSeq and is a predicted model, not a curated record. The transcript has 13 exons. Gene Ontology annotation, cellular component: cytoplasmic dynein complex; centrosome. The coding region runs from base 47 to 1531 and encodes 494 amino acids. Gene Ontology annotation, biological process: microtubule cytoskeleton organization; microtubule-based movement. Gene Ontology annotation, molecular function: dynein heavy chain binding.
CCCAAGCAGCAGCAGGGCCUUGCCUUUGUGGUUAUAGAAAGAGAAGAUGGCUCCCGUUCUGGAGAAACAGCUCUCGCGCGCAGCCAGGGCAGGCGACAACAACAACGAAGAUGAAGAAGGACAAAACUUAUGGACCUCGAUACUGAGUGAAGUUUCAACAUCAGGUUCAAAGUUACCGUCAGGAAAAAAUAUCCUGCUAUUUGGUGAGGAUGGAUCGGGAAAAACGUCUCUCAUGGCUAAACUUCAAGGAGCGGAUCACAACAAGAGAGGCAGAGGACUGGAGUAUCUGUACUUAAAUGUCCAUGAUGAAGACCGAGACGACCUUACUCGCUGCAAUGUGUGGAUCCUGGAUGGAGACCUAUACCACAAAGGCCUACUUAAGUUUGCUGUUUCAGCUCAGUCACUAGCUGACUGUCUAGCUGUGUUUGUUGUGGAUAUGUCACGGCCCUGGACCAUUAUGGAGUCACUGCAGAAGUGGGCCAGUGUGUUACGUGACCACCUGGACAAGCUAAAGAUCUCUCCAGAGGACACAAGAGAAAUGGAGCAGAAGAUGGUGAAAGCGUUCCAAGAGUACACCGAACCGGAGGAGGCCACCCCAUCCUCCCCAUCCUCCCCACAGAGACGUGCCCAAACGGCAGGCGAAGACGAGGCUGUUGUGCUACCACUCGGGGAAAACACACUCACACACAACCUGGGCAUUCCAGUGCUAAUAGUUUGCACAAAGUGUGAUGCAAUCAGCGUACUGGAGAAGGAACACGACUACAGAGAAGAGCACUUUGAUUUCAUCCAGUCCCACAUUCGUCAAUUUUGCUUGCAGCAUGGAGCUGGCCUGAUCUACACUUCAGUCAAAGAGGAGAAGAACAUGGAUCUGCUUUACAAAUAUUUAGUGCACAAGAUGUAUGAGUUCCAGUUCACCACACCGGCCUUAGUGGUGGAAAAGGAUGCAGUGUUCAUUCCUUCUGGAUGGGAUAAUGAGAAGAAAAUUGGGAUUUUGCAUGAAAAUUUAUCAACAGUCAGACCCGAGGAUCCAUUUGAAGAUUUUAUCACGAAGCCUCCAGUACGAAAGCUGGUUCAUGAAAAAGAGAUCAAUGCAGAGGAUGAGCAGGUAUUCCUGAUGAAACAACAGUCUUUGUUAUCAAAGCAGCCGGCCACUCCAACAAGAGUAGCAACAGAGUCUCCAGGCCGGACAGCCUCAGGGUCUCCCAGGCCUGCGGGUCGCACCGGCCAAUCCAACGUGACCAGCGGCUCACCAAUGGCUGCGGUCAAAAAGCCUGACCCAAACAUGAAAGCGGGGGCUGCCAAUGAAGGAGUGCUGGCUAACUUCUUCAACAGCCUGUUGAGUAAAAAGACUGGAGCCCCGGGGAGCCCAGGAAGUGCAGCAGUAGGAGCUGGAGUCCAAGGGUCUGCCAAGAAAACAGGGCAGAAGCCGGGUUUGACUGAUGUCCAGGCGGAGUUGGACCGGAUGACUCGCAAACAAGACUCCAUGGUUUCAACGAACAACAUACCAGCGCCGACCGAGAAUGAAGCGUGAAGGCAACAGAAACAGCUGCAUCGUCCACUGCGUUAAUAAAUCUGGAAAUAUACAUGUACAUGUGAGCAUAAAACAUUGAUCAAAUUCCCAAUGUCUAUAUCAGUCAGCGAGCACACAGUGGUUUCACCAAAACGAGUUUCAGAUGCUAUCAGAUAUUUUGGUGUUCUGUUGAAAUGGGAGGAGAGAGACGGAUAACGGAGAUGGAGAUGAUAUGUGCUGACGGCUUGGCUUUAUUUCUGUCCACUCUUUUGCUGUAAAUGUUGUUCUGUGAGGGAUGUCAGUUGACAGAAAUGAGUGCACACUCCCAGCAGGAGACGCCCUCUCCUCAUGGGUUUAAGAGUGGACACAUAUUAGUCAUGUGGCCACUGGUUCAGAUUAUCUCACUGAAGGAAUUUGGUUGCUAUUGGAAAGGUAUUUAACUUUGACAUAUAUUCAUUUAUUAAAGUAAUUGAAAUACUUUCAAACAUAUGUAGUAUGUGCAAAAAGAAAUUGUUGGAUAUGAUACUGAUGUAUUUAUACAAAGUUCCUUUUCAUUUUAUUUUGCGCACCAUUUAUCGGGUUAAGGAAGCGGUCAUCUGUAUCACAUAAAAAGCCACUGACGUCAUGACACUAAUACGACACGUCCGAAUCGCUGAUAGCAUAUAAUUUGCCCUAUUCAUCUCGAAUGAUUCUGUAAAUAUAAAUAAGAAGAAAAAAAACUAUUCAGGUUAACUUUGAUUUUGUAUAAAAUGCAAUUCUGUCCAAAUUCUUGAGUCGCUUGUUUGACUAAAUCAGACUGGUUGGGAUUUGAUGGACUUAAAGUUUGCAACGGAACCUUUCGCUACAGGUGUGUAUAUUUGGGGAUCGGGGUUGGGCAGCAGCUUUCCUACGAUAACUCCGAAGUGCCUCGCACAGUUAGCGGUUUGUGUCAUAGUGGAGGUGUUCGUCUACACGAGGAGAUGCACUGUAGCACCAUCGGCUAAAAGGUUUUUGUCCAUUUCUUGUCGUCCAAAUAAUUUAUUUUGUUUUACAUUUGUGUUAAUGUACAAGGAGCCUGGUCUGUUCAGAUUUCUGUGGCCUAGUUGAUAGUAUUCAGUAGAGCGAUAGAUUGGAUGACUCCAUACAAACUGUAAAGACUGCUGAUAUUACGAAGAAACCACAUGAUGGAUUUUUUUGGAUCCCCCCCAGAAGAUCGCUUACUUUGGUUUUAAAGCGCUGGGUUUUCAGUCGAGACGCACGCUGCUUUUUGCUGUGGUUUGAACAAAAUGAGAUUUUUUUCCUUUAUGGGUUGACGGCACUGUCCUCCUUUUUUUGGGGCGGGGGGGUUCACGUGUUUUAUUCACACUGUAAUUCGCAUGUCGGUUAAAAACAUUCCCAGUGUCUACAUGAAGUAGCUGUAUAAACACACACCUGUUUGGCUCGGUCUCUUUCAGUGCCCUUUUCACUUGACGACCUUUGCCUUUACCUUCCAGCUACCAGUCACACUGAGCACCCGGCCUUCACAGGAAUGCUCAGACUUCAUUUGUGUGUCCUUAAGGGGUUGCUUAAUUGUGUUCUGUAGUUUUUCUUAAAUCAAACCAUUAUACUGUACCAUAUCAAAUAAUCUAAUAUGUUAUGGUUUCAUGAAACUAUAAUCUAAUCAAAAUGAUCGAAGUGUACAUUAUCAACAGCUGUGUGGCCCUACUUAAUCUUAUGGAAAGUGUUGAUCAGUAGAAUUCAUAGAAUGAAUGGCAAGUGUGAAGAGGGCAGCUAUGUGCUACUCAAACGAUGGCAAAAGAGGAAAACUGGAGUGGAUUGGGACAUGGAACCAAAGAUGCAUAUUGAUCAUGGUACCAUGUUCUGCUUUGAUAGUUGAUAUUUAUCCAUAAGAUUAACCAGUGGCCAUGUUGUCCCGCCCUUACAGUUCAAGUUAAGAACUGCCUAUGAACUAUUUUUUUUUGAGUAACGCCCUCUAAAAAUGCUAGAACUACCAUACUCCACUCAUAUCUGUAAAUGAAAACAAAUACCAGAACUCUAAACCGGUCUGUCUACAAAUGCAAUUCGUGUUUCACUUUAAAUUGGCUCUGUAAAGGGAUAACCAUCGGAUCAUAUCGGUGUACAGUUAACUUCACGCACAGUUUGAUUUGUAAUCAAACUGAUGCUACACCUCUAUUCUGGAUUUACUUGGAUUGAAGCUGUUAUUGUUUUUAUUUUUCCUUUUUGAGUGGGUGGGUGGGUGCGCCUGAGGGUCUGAAGCCCGCGUGGAUGAAGCACAAUUUAAUGACAGCCAGAAGCAGUACCGUCACAUGUUGAAAUAAGCACUUUUCCUUGGACACUUGUAUCAAUUCCCUGUUGCUAAAGUUUAAGAUACAGAAUGCAUAUUUUCCUUUUUGCCUUGCCUUUUUAGAACAUUUAUUCCUGAACCUAGAACUACACCUUUUGCUAAGGAUGUUGUGAAGAUGUUAAACAAACCAAAUAAAUGUCUAUUCAUUUUCAGGUUUGACCUUUUUGCCCAUUUAUGUUUACAUCUGAAUUAGGCAUGUUUUGUUUUGUCAAAUAAGGCUUUGCCCAUAGACACUUUCUGUUUAAAAUAAGUUUGGAAUGCCCCGCUGCCGAGACUGACCACACUGAUGUCAUAUCAUAUAUAUCAUACUUCAUGUGACAUGUCCACACUCGCUCACUGAAGUGCUCUCAUGCUGCUUAGUUUCAAAGUUGCACUCGCUCUUUGUGACGGUUGGAUGUUGCUCCAAAUAUAUAAUAAUGAACAGUUGUAACUUUUCUACUCUAACGUCAGUUGAACGCAACUGUCGCCUCACACCCUAACUGAAUUGCCUUCGACCACUAUUGGCAGUCUACAUCUAUACGAGACUCUGGGCUUCUGCUUCCAGUCCUUUUGUAUUCCGCAUAGCGAGACAUUGUAAGCACAUGGCUGGCUGCAUUUCUGUGUCCUGAAUUAAUUCAGAAGUUUGAUUGUAUGACUUUUAACACAAUUCUGUAGCCUUUAAGCUGCCAUGUGGGUUCUCGCUUCGUACGCUGACAAAGAUAAGGAAAAUGUUUAUCAGACCCCUGGCUUAAAUAAAAUCAAGAAUCCAAACUUU